Theobroma cacao (cacao) is the source of this 1457-nucleotide messenger RNA. Its product is annotated as peroxidase 46. The record is from RefSeq and is a predicted model, not a curated record. Gene Ontology annotation, molecular function: heme binding; peroxidase activity. NCBI's taxonomy places the organism in Eukaryota, Viridiplantae, Streptophyta, Magnoliopsida, Malvales, Malvaceae. Gene Ontology annotation, biological process: hydrogen peroxide catabolic process; response to oxidative stress.
UGGAGGAAGUUGCAAUGGUCUUAAAUGAUCCUCUGAAGGAGCUUGGCGAGACGUUACUAAAUGCAUCAUCUACCCAUCUGACAGCAGCUAAUCCCAUAAAUGCAGCUUUAAAUAGAGGAAAUUCAUGGAGCAUGACAACGUUCGGCCAGUUGACCGCCACUUACUCGAAAUGUAUCAGUAUGAAGGACCAAAGGCCAACGCAGUAAUAGUUGUGCACUUACGCUAGACAAUCAGGGCCUCGAUGGAGACGAAAAUUACAGUCUUUUCCUCAACAUCUAAUCUCUGCACUCUUCUCAUACUUGUCGUGUUCUCUUUUGCUGUUUCUCCUUCCCACGCUAGCCUCUCUUUCAACUUCUAUGCAGUUUCAUGUCCAGGUGCAGAGUUCAUGGUUAGCAACACAGUGAGAUCAGCUUCCUCUGCCGAUCCAACCAUCCCUGGGAAACUACUGCGCCUGUUGUUCCAUGACUGUUUCGUGGAGGGUUGUGAUUCGUCAGUACUAUUACAAGGAAAUGGGACAGAGCGAACUGAUCCAGCUAACACCUCUCUCGGAGGGUUUUCAGUUAUUGAUUCAGCUAAAAGGGUGCUCGAAAUUUUCUGUCCAGGAACUGUUUCUUGUGCUGAUAUUAUUGCUUUGGCUGCAAGAGAUGCAGUUGCAAUUGCUGGUGGACCUUCAGUUCAGAUUCCAACAGGAAGGAGAGAUGGCAGGAUAUCCAACGCUGCAAAUGUCAGGCCCAAUAUUGUAGAUACAAGUUUUACCAUGGAUGAGAUGACAAAGCUCUUCAGCUCUAAAGGCUUGUCUCUGGAUGACCUGGUUACGCUAUCAGGUGCUCAUACAAUAGGACUAGCUCACUGUAAUGCAUUCAGCGAUCGAUUCCGACAGGACUCCAAGGGAAAGCUGACGCUGAUUGACACAUCCUUGGACAGUACCUACGCAGAAGAGCUUAUGAAAAAGUGUCCAGCAGGUGCAAGCACAUCUACCACUGUCAGCAAUGAUCCCGAGACAGCCUUGGCGUUCGAUAAUCAGUACUAUACCAAUCUCUUGGCCCACAGAGGGUUGUUUCAGUCAGAUUCUGUUCUUGUAAAGGAUGGAAGAACGAGGAAACAAGUGGAAGCUUUUGCAAACGAUCAGGAAAGCUUUUUCCGGAGUUGGGGGGAGUCAUUCUUGAAGCUCACAACCAUCGGAGUGAAGACAGAUGAUGAAGGGGAAAUCCGGCAGUCUUGUUCAUUUGCUCAUUAAUGGGUGAAGAUAUAAACCCAAAAAAAAAAAAAAACUUUGGGUAUUGUUCAGCAUGCAUCAAAACGAUAUUAUUCGUCUUACUGUACAAAUAAUGGCUCUUAUGCUUGUAACAGUGUCUAUAUACGUAUAGUGUUCAUACAGUGUCAGGUUACAUAUGUUAAUUUGAUGUUGGUUUCGUCUAGACUUAUAUAUAUUGGAGAAAUCUAAUCAUUUCCUGGAA